Messenger RNA from Ordospora colligata OC4, 3426 nucleotides. RefSeq names its product subunit B of DNA-directed RNA polymerase. The transcript has a single exon. The coding region runs from base 1 to 3426 and encodes 1141 amino acids. The record is from RefSeq and is a predicted model, not a curated record. Gene Ontology annotation, molecular function: DNA-directed RNA polymerase activity; ribonucleoside binding; DNA binding. Gene Ontology annotation, cellular component: RNA polymerase II, core complex. Gene Ontology annotation, biological process: DNA-templated transcription. NCBI's taxonomy places the organism in Eukaryota, Fungi, Microsporidia, Ordosporidae.
AUGCAUCCCGAGUUCACUAAAGAGCAUAGUUGGGCCGUGGUAUCUUCAUUCUUUGAACAAAAUGGACUUGUAAGACAGCAGCAGGAUUCGUUCGAUCAGUUCGUCAAAACAAAGAUGCAGGAGGUUAUAGACGAAAGUCCUGCCAUAAUAAUCCAGUCUGCGCCUACAGCAGGGAGUGAGAUGCAGAAGAAAAUAAUGGUGAAGUUUGGACAGGUGUAUGUGUCCAAGCCACCAGUUUAUACAGAGUCUGAUGGACGGACGAUUACAGUGUUUCCAAAUGAAGCAAGGACAAGAGACUUGACAUAUGCAUCGCCACUUUUUAUUGACGUAGUUAAGGAGAAUGUGUCUGAAAUGGGUGUAGUUGAUAAGCACAAGUAUUCGAGAGUUCCAUUUGGAUCGUUGCCCGUGAUGCUGAGGUCAUCAUAUUGUGUUUCCCAUGGGCUGCAUGACAAGGACCUUAUUGAUAUUGGAGAGUGCCCGUAUGAGCAAGGAGGAUAUUUCAUAGUAAAUGGGUCUGAAAAGGUGAUUGUUGCACAGGAAAGAAUGGCGAGCAAUACAGUGUAUGUGUUCAAGAAGGCACAGCCUGCAACAUAUACACAUUAUGCGGAGAUAAGAUCUGUGCCUGAAAAGAGCUCGAGGAAUCCAAGCACACUGUCUAUGAAGCUGUGUAAGUCACCUGGGGUUAUAAGGAUAUCCCUGCCUCUUGUGAAACAAGACAUUCCACUGCUUAUUCUGUACAGGGCUCUUGGGUUUUUGUCAGACAAAGAGAUUCUUGAUCAUAUUUUGUAUGAGGAUGAUGAGGAGAUGUUUGGAAUGCUCAAGGAAAGUGUUGAAGAAGCAGUUGUUAUACAGGACCAGAACAUGGCGCUUGAUUACAUUGGGAAAAGAUACGCACCGAUAGGCACACCUAAGGAAAAGAGGAUUCGACUGACAAAGGAGCUGCUUGCGAAGGAGCUGCUCCCACACAUUGGGAUGCAGGAGUUCUGUGAGACUAAGAAAGCAUAUUUUAUUGGGUACGUUGUUCAAAGGCUUCUGCUUGUGGCAUUGGGAAGAAGAGCGUGUGAUGACAGGGACCAUUAUGGGAAGAAGAGAAUUGACUUGAACGGGCCUCUCCUUGCAUCUCUUUUCAGGAUGCUGUUUAAGAAGGUAUGUGUUGAUACAGCAAGGCAUAUGCAGAAAUGCAUUGAAAAUGGAAGGGAAUUUAAUAUUGCCCUUGGGCUGAAGGCGAGUAUUAUUACACAAGGAUUUAGGUAUGCACUUGCAACUGGAAAUUGGGGAGACCAGGCAAAGGCGAUGCAAACACGAGCAGGAGUGGCACAAGUACUGAACAGAUACAACUUUGUUUCGACAAUAAGUCACCUGAGAAGAGUGAAUACUCCGAUUGAGAAAGAAGGAAAGCUGGCAGCACCAAGGCAAUUACAUAACACUCACUGGGGAGUGGUUUGCCCUUCUGAGACGCCUGAAGGACAGGCAUGCGGACUUGUUAAGAAUCUGUCAUUGAUGGUUUACAUUUCAGUUGGUGUAUCUGCAGGGCCUCUUAUUGAGUUUUUACAAGAGUGCGGAGUUGAGUCAUUAGAAGAAGUGUCAAGCUUUCAGUUUAGUGGAGCGACCAAGGUAUUUGUGAAUGGAAUGUGGGUUGGAAUUCACUCGAAUCCAACACAACUGGUUAGUUCAUUGAAGUUACUCAGAAGAAGCCUCGGAAUGGACAAAGAAGUAAGCAUUAUCCGAGACAUUAAAGAGAAGGAGAUCCGAAUUCAAUCAGAUGCAGGAAGGCCAUGCAGACCACUGAUGGUGGUUAAAGACAACAAGCUUAUGAUAACACCGGAAAUCAUCAAAAAGGUGGAACGAGGGAUAAUGAAAUGGGAUAACCUUGUUAGUGAAGGGUUGAUUGAGUUUUUGGAUGUUGAGGAGGAAGAAAUGUGCAUGAUAGCAAUGAAUGCUGAUGCACUGCAGAGAGAGUUGUCGGGAGCCUCUGAAGUGACUGUUUCAUACACACACUGUGAGAUUCAUCCAGCAUUGAUUUUGGGAAUCUGUGCAUCUACAAUUCCAUUCCCAGAUCACAACCAGAGUCCUCGUAAUACUUAUCAGAGUGCAAUGGGAAAGCAGGCAAUGGGCAUUUAUGCAACAAACUUUCUUCUAAGGAUGGACACAUUGAGCAAUAUUCUGUUCUAUCCUCAGAGGCCAUUGGUUACCACACGAAGCAUGGACUAUCUUCGGUUCAAGGAGCUGCCAUCUGGACAGAAUGCCAUGGUUGCGAUUGCAUGCUACUCUGGAUAUAAUCAAGAAGAUAGUGUGAUCAUGAAUCAAAGUGCGAUUGACAGAGGGCUGUUCAGAAGUUUUUUCUACAGAACAUAUACCGACCAAGAGGCGAUGUCGAGGCCUGGUAUCAAUGAAGAGUUUUGUAAACCUAUGCGAGGUGCAGUGCUGAGGAUGAAGAACUUGAAUUACAACAAGCUUGAUGAUGAUGGAAUCAUCAGCCCUGGGAUGAGGGUUACUGGAGAUGACGUGCUGAUUGGUAAGAUUACGCCAAUUCUUGAUCCUGAGCGAAGCACUAAGGAGGCACCUGUUUAUGUGUAUAAAGACAGUAGCACUGCUAUGAGAAGAACAGAGACAGGAAUAGUGGAUACGGUGAUUGUUACAAAUAAAGAAGGAUACAAGCUUUCAAAAGUGAAAAUCAGGUCUGGAAGAAUUCCACAGAUGGGAGACAAAUUUGCAUCCAGACACGCACAGAAAGGGACAGUUGGGAUCACGCUGAGGCAAGAAGACAUGCCGUUUACUGCAGAUGGGAUUGUUCCGGACAUAAUAAUAAAUCCUCAUGCGAUUCCAAGUAGAAUGACCAUAGGGCAUCUGAUUGAAUGUCUUCUUGGAAAGGUUAGUGCAUUGGAUGGAACGGAGGGAGAUGCUACGCCAUUUAGUGGGCUUACAGUGAAUGAGAUAUCUGCACGUUUGAAGAUGUAUGGUUAUCAGCAGAGGGGAUUGGAAGUGAUGUACAAUGGAAUGACAGGCCGGAAGCUUAGGGCGCAGAUAUUCUUUGGGCCUACAUAUUAUCAGAGGCUUAAGCAUAUGGUUGAUGAUAAGAUUCAUGCAAGAGCACGAGGGCCUCUUCAAAUUCUUACUAGGCAGCCUGUUGAGGGUCGAUCAAGGGAUGGAGGACUGCGUUUUGGAGAAAUGGAAAGAGAUUGCAUAAUCUCACAUGGAGCAUCUGCAUUUUUGAAGGAAAGGCUUAUGGAUGUUAGUGAUGCAUAUUCGUGCUAUGUGUGUGAUGUGUGUGGGCUUCUUGCAAUGGGAGGAAACAAAACGAAUGAAUGCAAAGGUUGCAACAAUACAACGGAUAUAAGCAUGGUUGAGAUUCCGUAUGCAUUCAAGCUUCUUCUUCAAGAGCUUAUGGCAAUGAACAUUGCGCCUAGGAUCAACUUUGACAAAUAA